CAGAUGCAUGAAAAGUGGAGAAGGCCCUGGGGACGAGGUUGAGGCGGAUGUUUGUUGACUGUUUGUAAGCGUGUUCUUCACAUUGUUCUUCACAACCUUCCCCUCUCUGACACACUCUCGCCGUCAUCUGGAUUGCUUAAUCCCGUUGUGUGGAUGAGAAAUUGCACUGGAAGAAAACAAACGAUUGAAGACAACCUACAGUGAACGAAUUUUUAUCUGACUAAAUUUUGCAGUGAAGGUAACUUUAUUCCAGUUAGGAAGAUAAUGUUUCUUCAACUACUAACAGCACUGUCACUGUUGAAAGUUGCAAUUGCAGUUUAUUGUGACCAGACAUUUACUGCUUCUACUGGAAUAGUAUCAUCACCAUCCUUUUCGACUAGUUCUUUUUAUGCCAACAACUUGAACUGCCAGUAUGACAUCCAAGUUGCUUCUGGUUACGGAAUCAAGCUGUCGUGGUCUACGUUUGACAUCAAGGGUAACAUGCCAGACUGUUACGAUGAUUAUGUGGAGAUAUACAUUGGAUGUGGAAGACGCUCAAUCGGAAAAUACUGUGCUGAAUAUCGUUUACCAGACAUGCCUUUUAAUGUGUACUCCCCUGACAACUGCCUGCAUAUUAAGUUCCAUUCUAACAGCUCUGGCGCUGGCCAUGGGUUUCGAGGCUCUUAUUCAAGGUUUUCUCUUUUCUCUGGCGGGCCAAGUGGUGUUGGGGCCGAGUGUUCUUCAUACUACGAGAGUUCCCCUAAGACUCUGACCUCCACUUCUGGAGUUUUCAGUUCUCCAAGAUGGCCUAGGAAUUACCCAACUCUUAGGGACUGUUAUUGGAGGAUUGACGUUGAGGUUGGAAAAAAUGUUAAAAUUGCUGUUAUGGACGUUGAUUUGGAAUAUCACUCUGGGUGUGAUAAGGACAAACUGAAAAUAAAAGGGGGAAGAAGUGGAGAUUCAUAUGAUCGAUCAGACACAAUAAAGGAUUCAAUGUGUGGGAAACGGAAUCCAUUUUACUUUACGUCAUCUGAUAGGAGAAUUUGGAUCAGGUUCAAAUCCAACAGUUUUUUUACUGAUCGAGGGUUCGUUGUUGGAUAUGUCAUGUAUGAUUCAAAAACAGGAUCAGGAAGCAGCAGAAGUACUUCUAUAAUUGGAAUUGUGGUUGGCAUUAUCAUUCCAAUAGUUAUUAUCGCUUGCAUUUGCUAUGUGUGUGUAUACAGAAGGAAGCAAGCCAUGAGGGCACAACAACAAGGAGCUGCAGCACAACAAAUGACUGUACAGCAUCCUCCUCCACCCCCACCAGCAGGCUAUGGACCACCCCCUCAGCAAGGUUAUGCACCUCCUCCACAACCUGGCUAUGGGCCACCCCCUCAGCAAGGGUAUGGACCCCCUCAACAGCCAGGCUAUCCCACUCAAGCACCUCCACCCUACAGCCAGGUUGCAGGGACAGGCUACCCACCGCAAGACAAAUCCGGACCCUACCCUUACCCCCCUGAACAACCUGGUGGAGUGUCUCCUUAUCCUGGGGGAGCCCCACCGUACCCUCCUGGACAGCCUGGGGCAGUACCACCAUACCCUUCUGGACAAGCUGGGGGAGUGCCUCCCUACCCACCGGAGCAGCCACCUGGAGGUGUAGCACCCUACCCCUCAGCACCAUCUACUGCAACUGCUCCACCUUACCCCCCACAGUAAUCAUCCAAAUGCAUCAAGUAAGAUCCUGUUUUGUGACAACUCUGUCAUAACCGCCUGCGUCUGCAUAGGAGUAGCUGCUUAUUAGAAUUAAAAAGUUGAGGAUCACUAUACAUGUAAAUGGUCCUUAAAGUUAAUUGGCAAAUUUUCCAGACGGUAUAAUUAAUAGAGUUUUGCAUCUUUCUGCCUUCAAAUCAUGUUGAACGUGGAUAACAGAAAUGUGAACUGCAAGACUGCCGCUCUAUUCCCGUAGUUUUGGUUGCAAUUUAAUCCUUGAGAUACUUUGUGUGGUUUUACAUGUAGCAAUGCUAUACAAACAAUUGAGUGACUGAUAACGAGAGAGAAUCAAAAGAAUGGCUUGCAAAACUCCAUGUGGAAGGUACUUAGUUAUCUCAGGUCCCAGAUGGUCUGAACUUGAACUCAUUUGGAUAUUGGUGACUGUAUUGAUGUAAAUGAUGCUUAGUGCCCAUGGGGGCCGGAUUCACUGUGUCUUCCUAUACAGUGGAAGCCUGUUAAUCUGGUCACCAUAUUAAAUAGGUUCUUGGAGUAAGAAAAUGACUGACUGAACUUUUGUUCAGGCCAGAAUAAAGUGGUCGUGAUAACGAGGUGGCCGUAUUAACGGAGUGGCCGUGAGGCGGGUUCCAUUGCAAUAAGUUUGAUCCUAAUCACUGAUUGAAUACAAAAUUUGAAAGGCUCUUGUGAAAUACCCGUCAAAUUUAUAAUAUAAUAAUAUAAUAAUAAAGUCAGCAUUUUUGCUGGUUGUUACUGAUGAUCUAUUGGAGGAUACACGUAUAAAUGACGUCAUUAACAUUCUUUUGUAUUUCUUUAUUCUCCUACUCACACAAAUCCCAUAAUACACCUCUUUUACCCCCAAUAAUUUGCAUAGGCAUUGUUUUAGAUUUCUGCUGGAACAUCUUCAUGUCCCAGGAGAAAUUACAAACAAUGAUUAUGCAAAAUUGUGGGGAGUUAAAGAGGUAUUUUAUGGGAUUUGUGCAAGUAGAGAAUAUUACAAGUGGAUUUCGUGUUGCCGUGUGUCUGUUCAGUAAUAGAUCCCAGAAGGCGUCAGAAUGUGGUAAGAACAUCAGUGACACUCUUGGCGAUCGCCUCGUGCGCAACGUUUUUCUUACCACAUUUUGACGUCAGCUGCCAUCUAUUAUUGAACAGACGCACGGCAACAUGGAAUUUACAUGUUAAUUAUUAUUUUUGUAUUUAUUUUGUAGCGUUUCUUUUUGCUUAAUAAAUUUCAUCAUGAACA
Molecule: messenger RNA, 2926 nt
Organism: Orbicella faveolata
Lineage: Eukaryota; Metazoa; Cnidaria; Anthozoa; Scleractinia; Merulinidae
Product: tolloid-like protein 1
Molecular function (GO): serine-type endopeptidase activity
Source: RefSeq, a predicted model, not a curated record